Molecule: messenger RNA, 2004 nt
Organism: Zygotorulaspora mrakii
Lineage: Eukaryota; Fungi; Ascomycota; Saccharomycetes; Saccharomycetales; Saccharomycetaceae
Product: LisH domain-containing protein
Exons: 1
Coding region: 1-2004 (667 amino acids)
Cellular component (GO): nucleus
Molecular function (GO): protein binding
Source: RefSeq, a predicted model, not a curated record
AUGUCGUCGAACGUAAAGGGGGGAACAAAUCAGAAUGAGAUCGGCACAACACGGUCGCUUGACGCCUGUAUCUAUGAUUUUUUGCAGAAGUCCAGCUUGAAUAAUACCGCGAGCGCCUUUGUGCAGGAGACAGGUAUCGAUGGAGCGUCGGGAUACGGAUUCGGGACCGAUGUUCCGCAGGGCUUUCUGUAUGAGUGGUGGCAGAUAUUCUGGGACCUGUUCAAUGCGAAGGCGCACCACGAAGGGUCCAUGAUCGCAAAACAGUAUUACCAAAUACUGGCGGAGCAGCAGAGAAAAGAAUAUGGUUACAGAUCAGCCGCUCUACAGGCUGCCAGGAUGCAGUUUCUGGCGGAGGAGAACGGGGAAUUGAACGGUGAGAGGAUCGAUCCGGCAGCGUUUUCGAUGCACGCAGGAGUAUACCCUCAUUUUCCUGUGGCUCCGACUGGCAGCCGAAAUGAGAGCGGCAGCAACGGUAGUUACAGUGCCAGUGCCAGUGCCGGUGGAAACUUCAGCGGUGGGAUCGGGUUGGGGUCUUUUCCAGUGCCUGCCGGUAUACCCUUUAUGCCACUGCAGGGAUUUGCAAACAUUUCUGGCCGGCCAGUAUAUGCAAACCAAUGCUUCCCCGUUGUGUCAAAUGACUCCCAUACCGCUGCAGUUACCACACCGGGGAAUGUGAAAACAUCAACAACUACUAUAGCAACGCCAAUCACUAACUCCGUAAGUAAUAAUAAGCAGCCAGGAUUAAAAAGGAGGGCUUCUACAAAUACGAAUAAUGUGACAUCUGGUACGAAUGAUUUCAAAUGUCCAAAAGUUUCUAAUAGUACACAUUCUACACCCUACGAGUCUCAGAGGGGACUUGUACCAAUGAAUAAGUCAAACCCCGAUAUGCUACAUAAUUAUCAAAGACAAUUCGCCGUGUUGGAAUCUGAAAAUAUAAAAAAGUCAAGUCCAUCGCCACUGAGUAACGGUUUCAGUGCGACAACCAAUAAUACGAGCGAUCAGAAUAAUGAGCAUGGCAAUAAUAAUAGUGGCAAUAAUAACAGUGGCACCAAUAACAGUAGUAGUAGUAACAGUAGCAAUAGUAAUAACGGUGCUAUUGACAAAAAAAACAUGCAGCCUCCGUAUGCAAGCAUGUCGCCUUACAAUGUGCCCACGUUGUCGCCAAAUACUCAAAAUGGUACCAACAAUUCCAAUCAAUCGAAAUCUAUAUCAUCAAGGACAAAAUCAAUUUCAAAUGUUAUCAUACCGUCUAAUAGAUCUACGCAAAAUACAAUCUCAGAAAAUAGUUAUUUUCAAUACAGUCCAGUAACACCUAUGACAGUCAAUAGUUCCAAUGAUAUUGCUUCGUGCAAUAGCGGUAAAAAUGUACACAGUUCGUUAUCUACAGUUACUGAGGUACUGUUGACAAAUUCACCAAACAAUUCUCCUGAUAUCACAGCUACAAAUAAAAAAGUUAGAAAAGUACGAAGUUCAAAAAAAUCAAAACAAUCUCCGACUAAUAAUCAAAAUGGUAAUUUCAAGUUUAUCUCAUCAAAUUCUGUGCCAACACCACCUAAUGAGUCUUCUCAGAAAUCUCAGUACAGAAUUUUUAACAAGAAUCAAACAAAAAAAAAUACUACCUCCACCGUAGUAACUGCCGUGAAUCCAUCAGCCGCAGCAGCUUUAGCAUCAAAAUCUAAUAAAUUAGUUUCCAAAUCCUCGACAGAAGAAAGUCCACAGCUGAUUGAUGAUAAUUCAAGUACUACUCCUACUUUUUUAAAUGCAAUGUGGAAUGCCAACGGCAAGACUCAAACAGCCUCUCAGGCAAAUUUUUCCUUUGUUGGAGAUACUAUCAGCUCAGCUGGAGCAGCAAGUUCGUUGGUAAACACUGACAAUACAUUAGGAUGUAGCAGCAGUAGUGCAGUAUCGAAUCAUUUUAGUGAAAACGAAGCUGAUGAUUUAUUAGCUAUGAAAUCGAUUUUAGCUAUACAAGAUUCACAUGAUACAGAGAGCAAAAAAUUUUAA